Molecule: messenger RNA, 1631 nt
Organism: Durusdinium trenchii
Lineage: Eukaryota; Dinophyceae; Suessiales; Symbiodiniaceae
Source: the annotation of a GenBank genome assembly
GUUUCGGCUCAAUGCUUAAAUGAGGCAAUUCAGGCACGGCCCAGCCGUGCUUUUGGCCAAUUCGUAAUUUGACGUCUUAAUUGAGCGCAUCCUCAACUCCAGGGACUGUCCGGACUUGAAAGGAGAGAGGUUGCGAUGGCAGCGAACUAUCCCGGCAUGCCAGACCCAGCAGCCAUGCAGGCGAUGCUUGGCGCUACAUCUCCAGGGGACGCCUCAACCAUGCCGGCGGUACCACCACCUCACUUUGACCCUGCAAUGGCUCAAGCAUACAUGCAGAUGGUGCAGUACAUCCAACAAGGUCUUCAGCAGCAAGCCAACUUCCCAGCGCCGCCCAUGUUUCCCGGCCUUCCCCCUGCGCCGUACACGCCCACGAUGCCUUCCGAGCCGGCGAUCACCGUUUCUGUGGAGGGUAUGAAAUUCCAGUAUCAGCUGACUGAGGAUGACUUGCACAAGGUCUUUAGCCGCUAUGGAGGUGUCAAGCAAAUCCGCGUGGAUGAGGCUGGGGCAAGCGCUGUUAUCAUCUUCGAGCAGUUUCAGGACGCUCAGUCAGCCAUGAACGACCUGAAUGGGAAGGUGCUCAAUGGUUUGGAGGGUACCUUGCGCAUCAAUUGGGCCAACUCUCCAACUCUUCCUGCCCCGUACCCAGGAAUGCCAUUUCCUGCUUGGGGCUUCCCGCCUGCUGGACAAUCUUGGUCACCACCUUCGGCAGUGGGGAAUGCGGCUGCAGCAGCGGGAGGUGCCGACAAGUCUCCUGGAAAGAGUCAGAAGAAGUACACCUGCCGUUUCAUCAUCGGCAUUGAGAAUGACAAGGAUUUCCAGGUGGCUCGCCGUAUCAUUGGUGCAAAAGGGACCAACAUGAAGCGCAUCGUGAAGCAGACAGAAGCCAAGUUGCGUCUCCGUGGGGUGGGUUCUGGCUACUUCGAGGGUGCUGGACAAAAGGAGAGCUCUGAACCAUUACAGCUUUGCAUCUCCUGCACCAGCCAUGAAGGCUACAAAACCGCAGUGCGUGGUGUUGAAGAGCUAUUGAACCGCGUGUAUGAGGAGUACAGGCAGUUCUGCAGGGAGAAUGGAAAGUCAGUCCCAGAUCUGCAGAUCAACUUGACGGAGAACCAACUCGUGUAUAACUCGAAAGCGCCCUUCACAGGGGGCAUGGGCCUAGAUGAUGACGAAGGUGAUGGAAAAGACAAGCGAAAGGGAAAGUCACGAUCUGCCAAGGAGCCGGUGAAGAGCCAGGACGGUAACAUCGACCGCGGGGAGCCUGGACCUAAUGCGCCUCCAGUGCAGGAGAUUGAGAAACUCAUCGAUGAGCGCAAUGAGGCGCGCAGGGCCAACAACUUCCCGGAGGCCGAUCGGAUCCGCCAGCUCUUGCACUCUCGCGGCGUGGCCCUCAUGGACGAGCCCGGUGGACGGGGAAAGGGUGCCGAGGUGACCACCUGGCGCUAUUGGAGGGACUAAGCACUUGUUCAUCGUGGUCCACCAGAAAGGUGGAUCGGUGGACAGUGAUCAGGCCAUGUCAAAGCCGACCUCAGCUGCAUUGCAUUUUGCGGAUAUUUGUCACAGCGCUUCAAGUCUUUGCAAUCAAAAUAACAAAACACCUCAAUUUAUCUCAAAGUUUCUUGCCAAGAAUUGCA